Molecule: messenger RNA, 1244 nt
Organism: Bufo bufo (common toad)
Lineage: Eukaryota; Metazoa; Chordata; Amphibia; Anura; Bufonidae
Exons: 6
Coding region: 1-759 (252 amino acids)
Source: RefSeq, a predicted model, not a curated record
AUGAGUUGGAGAUCCACAGGUGUUGCCUGUACUAGUGCUGACCUGAACUCAAGAUUAUGGCUACAAAAAUACAUCGGGAAGUACAUUGCUUCAGGAACAUGGCAAGACAUUAAGUCCUUGUACCCGAAUUUCCAAGUGAUGGAAGUUACAGAUCUCUUGACUCGAGUCCAACUGGCUGAUGCCUCUGCCACUAGCUCCAUAAUCAGCAAUUACACAGCAGUCUCCACUUUGCUCUUCUCAUUCAGUGGCAGUUUGGAUGAUUUCGGUGCUUACUUAGAUACAUUUCAAAACUACGCGCUAAAGAAUCCAACUCUUCUAUCGCCUAAAAUUAAAGAAGCCAUUCUUAUGGCCGUUGCUGAUGCUUUAUUUCCACUUGUCGGUUCUUUGAGCGUGCAAGUAACUGAAGAGUGGCUAAACAGAAUCAGUUUUCUGCUUCCUGCCAUCAACUCCACCAUACUGGGUGAAAUUCCAUUGGCAAUCAGCUGUGAUAAAUAUCAACUCUUUGUGACAGCAUUCGAUGGUGUAUACAAUUCUUUAAAAUCUACAACAAAGCAGGAUAUUGCAACCUUCCAGAAAAGUUUUUUGGUGAACAAAUAUACAAUGGAAGAAGAUGGAUGUUCAUUGGGAACCUCAUCUACAGCUUCCUAUAUACAGAACAACAUUGGACUUUUCUGUAAACAAUUUACAGCCGCAGAAGUCAUUCAAUUUAACCCUGCCAUAUCAGAAGUAAGUUUUACGGAAUUUUGCAAUCUGUCGUAAGGAACAGAGAUGAAAGGUCUUAACUGGAAGAUUGUGCUCGACUCCUUUUCUCAUUCCGACUGUCUUUCCCAUCAGUGCUGUUUGGGCUUUUUCUGUUAUAAUGUGUUUUAAUAACUAUAUUCUUGGAUUUUUAAUUACUGAAGGGAGGGGGGAUGAGAUUUGUUUUUUCUGUGGUUACCAAUUCAGUAGCUGAAACAACUCAAUCAUGACCAGCGCUAACCCUGAAAACCUUCACUAAGUCCAUCAUCCACCACCCAAUCCUUACUCUGACAAAGCCUCCAUAAAAAUGUUUCAUCCAGGCAAAGUUUAAUUUAAUAUUAAUUUGUAACCACUUCCAAUGUUCUGGAAAUUCUUAUAUUAUCCAUUUAGUACAUCCUACAGACCAGCAUACUGCCAUUCAAGGAGAACUACAAGAAAGUCUGAGCCCUAUUAGUGUCUUUACCAUAUCAAUGGUUUAGCUUGAAAAUUAGUAUCGGUUGGACUUA